AUGACUUACUAUCUCGCUGGCUAGGCCAAUGGCAUGUUCGCAUACUAACAGGAAAACGUUUGGACUGGAGGCAACCCAACCUUUGCAUUAUUGGCUGGCCAAGAUAACAUUAGCUCACUCGCAUACAUCCAACCAUAUCUCCAUAGAUACACUGUUUGUAGGAGGAGGAGAAGAAGAAGAAGAAGAAGAAGACGAGGAAGAUGGAGGAAAUGUGAACAAGCUUUAUGUUAAACAAUGAGCCAGUCAAGAUGGGGCAGACCCUGUGCAUAUGUUCCCGUGGCUCCAUCACCAUCGACAACAAGAAGUAUUACUUCAUCCAAAAACUAGAUGAGGGUGGGUUCAGUUAUGUUGAUCUGGUAGAGGGGGCAAAGGAUGGGCGAUCUUAUGCUCUGAAAAGGAUCCUGUGCCAUGACCGUGAAGGCCGCCAUGAGGCUCAGACGGAGAUUGAGAUGCAUCACAUGUUUAAUCACCCUAACGUCUUGAGCCUGGUUGCACACACCUUUGUCGACCGUGGAGGCAAGAGUGAAGCCUGGUUACUUCUCCCUUAUAUCAGUAAAGGCAGCCUGUGGUGUGUUUUGGAGAAGCUAAGAGACAAAGGCAGCUCAAUGCCCGAAAGACAGAUCUUGCAAAUUUUGCGUGGCAUCUGUUUGGGACUCAAGGCUAUUCAUGAAAAAGGCUAUGCACACAGAGAUCUGAAGCCCACAAAUGUGCUUCUGGAUGAAGAUGACAGGCCAUAUCUGAUGGACCUGGGCUCUAUGAACCAUGCCAGGAUUGAGGUCAGAGGCAGCAGGGAAGCCAUGACCAUACAGGACUGGGCAGCCCAGCGCUGCACCAUUUCCUACAGGGCUCCUGAGCUCUUCAAUGUCGAGAGUCACUGCAUUAUAGACGAGCGCACUGACAUCUGGUCACUUGGCUGUGUGCUUUACUGCAUGAUGAUGUUGGAGGGACCGUUCGACCUCAUAUUUCAGAAGGGGGAUAGUGUUGCCCUCGCUGUCCAGAAUCCAGUGACCAUUCCACCGUCCUGCAGUUACUCCGAGGGCCUGCAGAUGCUGCUGAGCUCCAUCAUGGUGUCAAACCCACAGGAGAGACCAAACAUCAGCUGGGUCCUUGACCAGGUACAGGACCUUCAGAGUCGCAGCCCCAACACCUAGACCAACAUGGUUUGAUGCUGCACACAGGGCGCUCUCGGUUUGAGCUCAUGGAGACAUUUGCACACAUAAAUGAAUGAAAUGAAUGCAUCUCAUUGAUUUUUAGGCUUGAAAAUAUUCAUUUUUAUUUAUGGACUUUUUUUCUUGGCCUCAGCAUCAGCUUUUUUUGAAUGUUCAGAUCCAGCCUCCACAUCCCAGUGGACUCUUGUUAUCCCCAUAGGCGAUCCAAAUGUCCAUCUAAAAGGCCUUAAAUAUAGUUUAACCCUGUUGUGUGAUGGAGGCAAGGCUUGCUUCUAAUAAUGAGUUUACCCCUGUGUUGUUAAAGGGACAGAUCGACAUUUAGAAAAAUAUUCACAUUCUUUGACGGUCAUGUGAGAACAGAUACUCUCAUGUCUGUUUAUUCAACGUGACUCUGGAGCCAGCAGCCAGUUACCCUAACUUAUUACAGCGUAGCAAUAAAGGCUGGAAAGCAGGGGGAACAGCUAGCGUAGCUCUGUAGAAACCGUUAAAAAAGAUAAUAAAACGUUUUUAGAAUGGAUAAUUCGAGCCUUGCUUUCGAGUCUCUAUGCCAAGCUAAGCUAACAGGCUGCCAGCUGAAUUUCUAUUUUAUUAUGACAGUAAAGAAGGAAAUGCAUGAUUGUCGAAAAUUGUAGUUUUUUAACGUUUGAUUGGGUGAGGCUGCCUGAGUUAAAUAGAUAUAAGAUUAUAUUCUUCAUCUUUCAUCUCAAUUUCUGAGUUUUGUGUGUGUGUGUGUGUGUGUAACACUCAGAGUUUGUCUGUACUGAGGAAAAGUGAAAAGGCUAUGUCCUCCUCACCUGCAAUGCUGUAUUUGACCACACAGAGGUGCUAUAGCAUCACAGACCCCUGCUCCCUUAUAGACAUACAGAGUGACCAUAUAGGAAGGAGAAGGGGCCAGGUGUUACUAUUACACACCUAAACACACACAUGAUUUUAUGAAAUCUCUUAGUCAUUGUCAUUGCAGUUUAACCGUGUGUUGCUGCAUUUUUCACUGUAUUUUGUUUUUAAAAGUAUUUUCUAUUCCAGCUGUGCUCAUGUUUCAUUCUGUGUUUUUUUCCGCUCACAUGUAAACAUGAUCUGACUCUUUUGUUCUCAGGGUUCACCCACAUCCUCAUGGUACCAUUUUACAACUGCUAUUAAAUUAACUUAAACAUAGGGCAUUUCAGUUAAGAUUCAUGCUUAAAGGACUCUGUAAUGCAGUGAUAACGGUCCAUAAUAGAAUUGAAAAAAGGAACUUGUUUGGACUGUCACUUUUUUUAAAAUAAGUCAAAUUCAAAAAGAAUUUAAUUUAAGUAUUUAUAAUGUUUACCACUCAGAAGAGCAGGACGGAAUAGACACUCCCUGACAACAGGAGCAAGCGUCAACAGCUUUUAACUAAAAUGUCGUAACAUAACAUCACUUCUAUGUUAAAAUAUAGAAUUCUGGGGAUCGGGAUCGAGUGUGCCUAGAUGUGUUUACAUGGACACAAGUAAUUGGAAUAGAAUAUGUCUAGUGAACUAAUAGUGAACUGACAUGAAAGUCACAGAUGCAGAAGAAGAGGAAAAUUAAUCUUGUGCUUCUACGUCCGGAGAAUUCUGACUGAACACAUGUUUUGUGUCCAUGUAAACAAUGGAAUUGUAAAUUCCAAAUUGGAACAAAUGAAGAAAUUUUGCACACGUAAACACAGCUACUGUCAUAUAAUAUGGUCGGCAAACCCCACGCGUGUCCUCCCUGUGCUGGAUCCUAAUGCGUACUACUUCAAAUGAUCUAUGAGACUGCAGCAUGACUUUCAAACAGGUCAUUACAGCUGUAACGUAAACUUUAAUCCCAUGUUCGGAAUACAAAUACAGUAUGUUUGAAUAAAAAGUGACAGCCCUCGUACUUGUUGCGGUUAAUUGUCGAAAGGGUAAAUGUAUGGGUAAAUUAAAUAUAUGAUUUUUUUAAAAUAAUUUUAGACAUGUAUAUCAAAUGACUUAUGGUUCUGUCAAACUAAUAUCACUCACAUAUGACUCACAGAUAUAAGAGAGUGUUAUUUGAUUAUGAUUAUUAUGUUUAAUUUCUUAUUGCUGCUCAGUAAAGGACACAAAUAAUAA
Messenger RNA from Solea senegalensis (Senegalese sole), 3238 nucleotides. It is a transcript of the gene stk16, whose product is annotated as serine/threonine kinase 16. Gene Ontology annotation, biological process: protein phosphorylation. The coding region runs from base 225 to 1151 and encodes 308 amino acids. The transcript is spliced from 9 exons. Gene Ontology annotation, cellular component: cytoplasm; Golgi apparatus. Gene Ontology annotation, molecular function: ATP binding; protein serine/threonine kinase activity. The record is from RefSeq and is a predicted model, not a curated record. Lineage: Eukaryota; Metazoa; Chordata; Actinopteri; Pleuronectiformes; Soleidae.